AUGUCCAUCCGCUUCGACCUCGACAUCGGGCCCAAGAUUGAAUUCGUCUCCCCGCCUGAUGCCAUCACAGAGGAGGGCAAGGUUAAGCUACUGCGCUGCGCCUUCCCAGACUGCAACCCGGAUUGCGGGUACAACUUCAUCUUCUACUUCACCAUGCCAGACUGCACCACGGCGGCGGCGCAGAGCUUCUCGCAGACGGUGGCGCCGCCUACGACAGGAAACACCGUGCCGGAGCUGUACGGCGCGGCCUUCUACCGCCAGAAGCACGACCCUAACGUGCCGCGGUGCUACGUGCAGCAGGUGUUGGUGCUCCUCUCUCACCUGCCGUACUACAACGUGCACGAGAUCAUCCUCCGCGUUGUGGCGCCGCGCUUUUGCCAGUGCUGCCCGCUCUCCCCAGAUACUGGUAAGGUGCCUGUGUCCAGCUCACUGAUCCCCGUCCCGGAGGCCUACUUCGAGUUUGACCAGUCCUACAGUGCCGAGCACUACACGCAAGAGGGCGUGCUGAGUGACGCGAUGGCGGAGCUGGCCCAGUGGCCCUCGCCUCACCCGCAGACGCGCUACACGGUGACGCUGCUUCAGCAGGCCCUCGUCUUCAUUACGCCGGCGCACUCACAGCGGCAGUCAAGUCGCGCCACGCGCAGCAGCUGCGCCUCGGUGCGCAGUGCCAUGUCGGUGGACAAGCGAGUAGAGUUUAUGGAGGUGGCACGAGGCAGCCCGCGGCACCGAGCCAGCGCUUUGGGCAGCGACUUCUUGCCCCUCUUCAGACUCCUCGGUGAGCAGCUGCAUCAUCUCACGCACGUGUGGGAGUUGCUCAUUCGCCACGAGCCGCUCUUCAUCCUCAGCAACACUCCCUGCAUGGCCUCCGCGGCGGCUUUCAGCAUCGCGUCUCUGGUGCUGCCCAUCGAGUUCAGUGGCACACUGCGGUCAUACUUCACAGUUCAAAACGAAGACUUCCCGCGACUGAGUCGGAUGGGCAAGGUGCUUUCUUUCCCGACAAACGAGGGCCUCAUCGUGGCCGGUACGAACCCGUUCCUGCUGCGCAGCUUCAGUGGGUGGCCCAGCUUGAUGGUCGUGAUGGACGGCAACACGUCGAUCAUGGUAAACGGCUCGAUCGCGUCGCCGCCACCGAGUGCGAUGGCUGGGGCGAUCCCACCUUUGCCGCAGGCCAGUCCGCUUCGCUCGCAGCGGUCAGGUGCCUGUACAGCAGUGUCGCUGGCUAGCUCUCUGCUGCGUGCAACGCUACCCGGGGGGCCGAUCGCCAAAACGUCGCCGCGGCCGCCGUUGAAUGGUGCCCACGCGCGCACGGCGUCUGGACAGGAGCCCUUGUCGGUGGCCAUGUGCAGCAGCAACUCCACUACGUCCCUGGGUAGUGGGUCCACGAGCGCGCACCAGCACAACAGCCUAGGCGCCCCUGUCACGGUGGUGCCGUCGAGUUUCAGUAGCUUCAACGGCAACGGUGACGUCUUCGCCGAUGUGGCAAGUCGAAAACCGAUCGUCUCCUCCGCCUCGUCCAAUACGGUGGACCUGCCCGCCACCUACAACGUGGAGUCACCAACUUACAUCUCGCCGUUUGCCUCGAGCACGUCGCGUGACUCGGCUCGCCGAGUGGAGGCGGCGCAGCAGGCGCAGCGCUCCGAGGAUGGAAGUCCAGCUGGGGAGCACGCGUCUACGUGCGCCCUCGGGGAGUCUCCGGCGCAGCCCAGCAGCGGUGUCAGCAGCCACGCGGAGAGAUUCUCACACGGGCGAGAGUAUGCUCGUCUCGGCAGCAGUGAUGCAACCUUGGCGGCUGCGGCUCACCUAGCGCCGGCCCCGAUCACCAUGCCGUCGCCUGUCGACUUCUCUGUCACGCUCUUCACAACGGAUCACUACAAGACCGCCGUGGAGUCGGUGCGCGCGGCCGAGCACGAAAGGCGUGGCAGCGCCAACCACGACGACUCGCGCAAAAGCCUGCAGCAGCGCCUCCACAACUACUUCGACUCUUCUGUGCACUUCUUGUUGAACCACGAGGAGCAAACGCAGAUGCUGCUGAAGCGUCUACAGAUGGUGUCCCUGCUUGACGAGGAUGCCCAGCGGGCAUCCGUCUCACUAAGUCUUUCGCACUGGCACGGUAAUCCGCGAACGGUUUCCUCACCGACUACCAGCAGCAAAGGUCUGCUCUUUGCCUCCCCGACGCCACCGCUGUCCUCAGCGAACACUAACAGCGCCUCCGGCCACUGCGCGGAUCCGGCGGCGGCCACUAACGGCAUUACGUCGUGCUCGCACUUCUCCGUCGCCGAUGAUAUGGUGCGCAAGUUCUUCACAUCCCUCACCUCCGAGUUUCUCACACCUGUCACGGCGUGGUUCCAGAGGGUCACCGCCCCGUACACGGCCUUCCACCUGUGUGAUCGCGCCUUCUGCGACACGCUCCUGACCCCUUCCAGCUUUCUCGACGACUUUGCGCAGCGGCACCGCGAGACAGCCCCGUCCAUGUGGACCCAGCGACACUCGUACAAGACGUACAAGGUGGUGUACGAGCGGUUCGCGUACGGUUGCCUCUUCAAAGCCUAUGUUCUCCAGCUCGUGGAUGGGAGCCUGCGGCAGCAGAUGGAAGACUUCCAGGUGGAGGACUGGGUCACCCGUGUGCCCUCCGACGCGGAACGCAUUGAUCUUCUCAUCAACCUAUUCAACACGGUCCAACGGGAGCUGAACGAAACCCUCGAUCCAGACGUGCUCUUCGUGACCUCUGCCACAUCGGUGCUGGCCAGCAUGGCCGUGGUGCUGCAGCAGCCUCACCGGGAGCAAUUUAUGCUGAAGAUAGGCGAGCUGAAGCUAUGA
This is a messenger RNA of Leishmania major strain Friedlin, 2817 nucleotides long. RefSeq lists its product as hypothetical. Gene Ontology annotation, cellular component: recycling endosome. The record is from RefSeq and is a predicted model, not a curated record. NCBI's taxonomy places the organism in Eukaryota, Euglenozoa, Kinetoplastea, Trypanosomatida, Trypanosomatidae. The coding region runs from base 1 to 2817 and encodes 938 amino acids. The transcript has a single exon. Gene Ontology annotation, molecular function: guanyl-nucleotide exchange factor activity.